Molecule: messenger RNA, 792 nt
Organism: Mesorhabditis belari
Lineage: Eukaryota; Metazoa; Nematoda; Chromadorea; Rhabditida; Rhabditidae
Source: the annotation of a GenBank genome assembly
AUGAUUCGGCUUCUCUUAUUGAUCUCAUCGAUCACUCUCUGCUCAUCACUCGAUCUCGUCUCUCCGCCACGCAAAACUCUCCGCGACGUCCCUCCAUUUGCACCGGAUUAUUGCAAAAAUGGCGGAAUUCUCGUCAAUGGUGAAUGUCAGUGCUCAUUGCGUUACGAGGGAAAGCAAUGUGAUCGAGAGAAAUGCUUGAAUGGCGGACGGAGACAUAAAACGAAUGGAAAGGUGAAGUGUCAUUGCCCAUUCGGUUUCGCGGGUGAACGCUGUGAGAACGUUACUUUCUGUGAGGCGUCAAAGGGAAAAUUGGUGAACGGACGUUGCGAGUGUUUGGAUCGAUGGACUGGUCAAUUCUGUCAUAUCCGCACCUGUUACAAUGGAAUACCCACCGGUGGAAUGGAGGGCUUCUGUUUAUGCGAUGUCGGCUACACGGGACCCUUCUGCGACGAGAAACUCAUUUGCUUUAAUGGCGGCUCAGUAAGCCAGGAUAACGAGUGCAUUUGUGGACCGGGUUUCGUCGGCGAUUUCUGCGAGGAUUGCGCGCCAGGACACCACAGAGAGGGAGAUCAAUGCGUGGCUGAGGUCUCCGGUCAUCCACUUCUCUCCUCAUCAGCCGUCGAUCAAUUCCCGUGGACGAUCAUCAUGGUUGGCGGUGUCUCUUGCGUGGCAAUCAUUCUCAUCGCACUCUCCGCAAUUUUCGGCGUUCGCAAGUGGAAAACGAAGCCAAGCCGAGUGGGCAGUGCGCAAAGCGUUCAAAAGGAUCCACAGGGUCAACCGGCCACCGACGUC